Messenger RNA from Pocillopora verrucosa, 1557 nucleotides. RefSeq names its product DNA damage-regulated autophagy modulator protein 1. Lineage: Eukaryota; Metazoa; Cnidaria; Anthozoa; Scleractinia; Pocilloporidae. The record is from RefSeq and is a predicted model, not a curated record.
UUCACUGAAGGAGUUUAUUUGAGAGCACCGCACGAAAAUCCUCAGUUGAUCAACCAUGGCUUGGCGGUGAACACGUAGGAUAUCCUUGGAACAAAAUGAGCGAUCCGAAAGAAAACGGGCAAUGUUCAAAACCUGGCCUGGGCUGUUUCGUGAUUGCGUGGAUUUCCGUAGCCACGAUCGCUCUGAUUCUGUCGUAUUUCAUCGCACGCUCUAAUGGAGACGUUUCGUUCAUUGUUCCGUCGAUAAGUGACACAACAUACAAAGACCCCGAAGGAGCAAUUUUCGCCGAGUUCUUCAAUGCCACGGCAAUUCUAACUCUGGUUAUGAUGGCUGUUCGAUAUUUCCAGGUCAAAAUGAUCAAUAGAGAAAUAGAAGGCAGCAAAUCGUCUCCUCUAUCACAGCUCAACUUACUGAGUAACGUCUUCGGUCUCGGAAGUGCCUUGGGAGUGUCUGUUGUCGCAAAUUUCAGAUCUCGUGAGGUUGAUAAUCCCUUGUCGGCUGUGCAUAUAAUUGGAGCUGUGCUCCUUUUUGUCAGCGGUGCUGCCUACUGUUGGACCCAGACCUUUAUCACCUAUCAGCUUACCAAGUUUAAUGUGAACACUAAAACUAUGUUUUUGGUGCGCCUAGUCAUUUCAAGUCUUCUUUCAUUGAAUGUCUUAAUAUUCUUGGUUUGCGGUGGAUUUGACAGCCGUACCUCAAUGAUCAAACCUAUCGAGAUCGCUGGGAAUGUAGCCGAAUGGGUCGCUGCCUGGUGUUUUGGUGCGUUUGGAAUUUCGUUCUGUAAAGAAUUCCAAAAACUUUCCCUAAAUAUUCAAUGUAUUCCUAAGUGUAGCGGUAAGAAUAGCGAUGCACUUAAGUAUUCUACCAUUCCUGUCACUGGAGCAGAUGAAAACACCACGGACAGUGAAUGACGUCACGUGAGUUACGUGGUCUCGCCAUCGGCGAGUCUCACUAGUGGGAAGUUAACAAUUUCCAAUGACAUUUAGUCCUUAAAGACAGUUUAAAUUUUCAGAAAAGAAUUCAACUUAAUUUCCUAGGAUUAGCGAAAUAGUAUGUUUCAUGGGAAAAUAUUACUAUUUGCUUGUACAGUUCGACAGAAGAAUAAGAUGACAAAAUUGGUCUAGAAUUCAAAAUCUAAGGAAUCAGUAGGUAACCUGCUGGUUAUAAAUCCUUAAGUUAUUUUAUUAUGUCGUCUUGAGAGUAGUUAAUAAAUUAUAUUAUGUUCAUUCACGGGAACAGCAUCGCAAGCGAGAAAGAACUGGAAGGAUCUUUAUGAUUGAUUAUCGGAGAAAAACAAAGUUUGUUUUGAAAUAACAUUUUCUGAAUCACCAUAACAUUUAUACGAUCAUUGCUGUUGUAGGGAACAAAACCCCAAGGGUUCCUCGGACAAUUACUUUCAUUGUAACGACAGAAUUCUUUGCUCUUCCAGAUCUAAAUCCAAAGUUAGAUUUGCUGGAGUCGUCUAAAUUUGGAUAGUAGCUUUUAUUGUCAGCGAAGAAAUAUUUAAUCAUAUUUUUGUUUUCAUUUGGAUCAUACAAAUGGAAGAGUUGAAUUUUA